CGGGAAGGGCCGACAGGAUGGGUGCCCUGGUGGGGAGUGGAAGGAAACCAUUGGAGAAUGCAAUAGGAUGAAAAAAGAAACCUGGACGGCCGAAGGGCAGAUAGCUGGAAAAAGGCAACGCUUCGCCUGGAAGACGGUCGUGGACACAAGCCAGGCGGCCACUGUGCCCAGGCGGCUAGCGCUUGGGACUUCCGCUGUCUGGGGCGGGGCCGGUCUCCCAGCUCUCCGCCGCAGCGGGCUCCACCUCUCCGGCGCCUCCUUCCCUCCAGCCGGCUCUACUUCGUCGCACCCGCCACGUGACGCUCCGCCCUCCUCUUAGAUCACAUGAUUUCGUAAUACAAGCUUGAAAGUGUUCCUCCGCGCUGGUGUAGUCCCUACCUUUCGGAUUUCCUCUCCAGUCCCUAUUGGCUUGCGCAUUUUUGGAACUUGAACAUUCUCUACGUGUCUCAAAACAUCUGUUUCUUUUUUGGCCUCUUCUGGAAACUAUCUCCGCCAUUUGGGUACUACUUUGUUUUGGUGUCAACGGACGCAUUUAGCGUAGCAACACAUUUCGUGAAUAGCUAACCUUGUAUUUGUUUCUGCCCUUCCUCUACGUUAUUUCCGAAAAGAACUUGGAGAACCGAGUCUUAUGAGUACCAUUUCCUGCCCCUUUUCAUCCCCAACUUCGUUAGAGGGAGGUUGGAAGAUAGGUUUUCGGUUAUUUUUGACGAUAGUAAAAGCCAACCACCUUUGGUACGUCAUCUGCGUAGCCCAGAAAUUGAUUCCAAAGCGAUUACGCUGAUGGAGGGAUGGGAGAGGUCAGUGGGGGGUGCUACGCUAGCUGCGUUAGCGCCUCUGAGCUAGUGGCGUAAUUUAGCAGGCGGGGCAGCAGUCGAUAGUCGGGGGCGGGGUUGGUGAAUAGGGAAGUGGCGCAAAUUCGUGGAUCGCUCCGCCGAAUCCGCCCGCGCGUCGCCGCCGUCGCCGCCGCCCCCCGUCCCGGCCCCCCCGGGUUCCCUCAGCCCAGCCCGGUCCAGCCCGGUUCCCGGGAGGAUGAAGUUCGUGUACAAAGAGGAGCAUCCGUUCGAGAAGCGCCGCUCUGAGGGCGAGAAGAUCCGAAAGAAAUACCCUGACCGGGUCCCGGUGAUAGUAGAAAAGGCUCCCAAAGCUCGGAUAGGAGACCUGGACAAGAAGAAAUACCUGGUGCCUUCUGAUCUUACAGUUGGUCAGUUUUACUUCUUGAUCCGGAAGCGAAUUCAUCUCCGAGCUGAGGAUGCCUUGUUUUUCUUUGUCAACAAUGUCAUUCCACCUACCAGUGCCACAAUGGGUCAACUAUACCAGGAACACCAUGAAGAAGACUUCUUUCUAUACAUUGCCUACAGUGAUGAAAGUGUCUACGGUCUGUGAAGCUGCUGCCCCCGAGGUGGAGGGGGGUCUUAUUCUACCAAGAGAGAGGUGGCCCCCUUCUUUGACCUCCUCCUCCUCCUCCUUCAGGCUCAAACACCAUCUCCUUUCUUCAGGACCUGCACUUCUUAAUGUUUGAGGCUUUCUCUCUAGCUCCUCUUAGUAGGAGGGGUAAUGGUGGAGAUGGCAUCUUGUACCUUUCCUUUCUUCCCCUUUCUUUGCCUACCUUUCCCUUUCUGCUUUAGACUUCUUGAUUGUCCAUCUUUGUUACAACUAGCGAUUGUUUUGGUUUCUGUUCCCUUUCUAACUGCCCAAGAGGCUCAGAACCCUAGCAGUCCCUUCCUUUUGCUACUUUCUUUUUUGGGGGUAGUUGGAAGGGACUGAAAUUGGGGGAGGAAGGUAGGAGGCACCAUCAAUAAAAAGGAAGCCACCAAGCUGAACUGAAUUUUGCCUUGUGUUGCUCCCCUCCUUUUUUUCAUUUUUAGUCUUUCCAAGGUGUCAUGGGUUUAGGUGUGGGAAGGAGAAUUGGGUACAGGUUGGAGGAAUAGAAGUAUAUUUUGGUUUAUUAUGCUGAUGUGGGUUUUUUUUCUGUCUGCAUAAAUAAAGAGGGUGCUUUUGUUGUGAUGGAAUGGAAUACUCUGAGUAUCGUUUUAUGAAUCUAGUGUUGUAUACGUGUUGCAUACACGUGUAUAAAACUGUGAAAAAUA
This is a messenger RNA of Carlito syrichta (Philippine tarsier), 2087 nucleotides long. RefSeq names its product GABA type A receptor-associated protein (gene GABARAP). Gene Ontology annotation, molecular function: ubiquitin protein ligase binding; GABA receptor binding. The coding region runs from base 1030 to 1383 and encodes 117 amino acids. Gene Ontology annotation, biological process: autophagy of mitochondrion; cellular response to nitrogen starvation; macroautophagy. The record is from RefSeq and is a predicted model, not a curated record. NCBI's taxonomy places the organism in Eukaryota, Metazoa, Chordata, Mammalia, Primates, Tarsiidae. Gene Ontology annotation, cellular component: autophagosome; cytosol; autophagosome membrane. The transcript is spliced from 4 exons.